CGUUAAAACAAGUACUUCAUAUCGGUGACAUACGGGUAACUUUCAAUGUAGUCAAGAUAAAAUGGCUGAGUGUUCAGAUCAUAGCAGGUCUGUAAUUGGAGGGUCUGAUGAGGCAGAAGUUAUUUUUUGUGAACCUUGUGAACAAGAUGGAAGACAGACUGAGGCUGAAGGUUUCUGUGUUGACUGCUCGGAAUAUCUCUGUGGACAAUGUUACAAGAAUCAUAAACUUUUUAAAGCUUUCAGAAGCCAUGUUCUUCAGGAUAAAAACACUAUGCCUCAAACUGUGAAGGAUAAAUAUGUACAGGAUGUGUGUGUUACAACAUGUAGCCUUCAUGUAGACAAGGUCAUUGAAUAUUUCUGUUCGUCAUGUGACAUACUUGGAUGCACUACAUGUAUUACAUUAAAUCAUAGGCAAUGUGAUAAAGUGGAACACAUUCCUAAACUUGUGAAGGCUAUAAAUAUCACAGGUGAUCUACAAACAUACGUAACUAAGGUCGAUGUCAUGUCACAUCAAGUUCAAGAUGAAAGGAAUACACUGAACGCAAUGUCAGCUAUAGCAGAUGAUAUGAGAAAGGUAGCAAAAACUCUGUUGAAGAAACAACGUAAAGAAAUUAACACAUUUUUUGAUAAACUAGAGAAGGAAAUGGAGAACAAAAUUGAUGAAAUACAUGCAAGUAAUACAACCAUCUUCACUAAAAUGGCUGCAACAUACAAUACCAUGGAUAAAGACCUUAAAGAACUGAAAACGAAAAUUGAUGUUAAAAAGAAAGCUGGUCAACACUGUGAAGCCUUCAUAGCUAUGAAACAAUCAGCUGGGAAUACUGGGAAAUUUGAAAAUCAAUUACAAAGUUUACAGGCAGAAAAUAAAAUACUACAGUAUGAACUUCUUCCUUCUCCUCAGAUUACAGACAUGAUGGGAAAGGUAACUGAGAUAUGCAGGAUAGAAAAUGUUACACCAAAAAUACAUGCAAAACCUCGCAGCAGGAAACUCCAAACAACUGCAUCAAAACAACCUUCAAAUCUAUCAGACACUUCAAAUAACACAACUAGCAGUACUGUUGUUAACAAAAAUAUGAAAUCACUGACUCUUGACACAGAAAUACAGGUUAACACUGAUAGUGAAAGGAAAUCACCCUUUGUCUAUGGUGUCACAUUAACCCAUCAAUAUUUUGCCAUUGUUGCUGAUCAUUCAAAUAAUACAAUUAAAGCAAUUGAUUUAAGGAAAAAGACUGUGGUAUCAGAACUGAAACUAGAAAAUGCGCCAUGGAGUUUAGCUAAAAUAAAUGAUGACAAAGUUGCUAUAGGUAACGCGGAUGGAAUCCAAAUUAUAUCAAUUUCAAAAUCUGGAUUAUUAAGUACAACAGAGGGCAGAAUAUCAACCACUAUUUGUUUAGGUAUUGUAUAUAGCAGUGGAAAGUUUAUUGUGGCACAAGGUUCAUUAGCCCGGUGUAUUAAAAUUCUUAACAUGGAUGGUAAAGUUCUAAGUACAAUCAAAACAGACUCUGAUGGAGGACAGAUGUUUUCUAGCUGUGAUGGAAUAGCACUCAGCAAAGAUCAUAAUACCAUCUAUGUUUCUGAUUUUAAGAAGGAUUCUGUGACCAGUUUAACAUUGGAUGGACAUAUCAAGGCAAUAUAUAAAGACAAAGAUCUUAAUGGACCAUGGGGCCUAACUGUUGAUGAUGAAGACAAUGUCUAUGUAAGCAGCAUAGGAAGUAUUCAUCGACUGUCCCCUGAUUGUAAAAAACUUCAAGUUUUCCAAAACGUGAACGGUCGCAGUGUUUUUCACACAAACAAUAAACUUUUUGUUGGCCAUAAAAGUAUACGGAUAUAUGACCUUAAAUAAAAAACAUUGUAAGAUCAGUCAUAACUUCUGAAUAAUCAUUCUUAGAAUUAUACUUGGGUAUAUGUUGGUAUAUGUUUUCACCAUAAGUAUCGUAUAUUAAUCAAUGCUUAAUUUACAGAAAAUAAUAGUUUAUUGAUGUUGACAUGAAUUAUGUAUUGGAUGAGUAUAACUAGUAGGGUCAUUUGUAUAGAUUAAUGAUUUGCAAGAAAUAUAAAUAUACUUUUUUCAUCUU
This is a messenger RNA of Ruditapes philippinarum (Manila clam), 2075 nucleotides long. RefSeq lists its product as uncharacterized. Gene Ontology annotation, molecular function: zinc ion binding. Bases 62 to 1843 code for a protein of 593 amino acids. The transcript has a single exon. NCBI's taxonomy places the organism in Eukaryota, Metazoa, Mollusca, Bivalvia, Venerida, Veneridae. The record is from RefSeq and is a predicted model, not a curated record.